Messenger RNA from Vigna unguiculata (cowpea), 1771 nucleotides. Its product is annotated as putative carboxylesterase 17. The record is from RefSeq and is a predicted model, not a curated record. Gene Ontology annotation, molecular function: hydrolase activity. NCBI's taxonomy places the organism in Eukaryota, Viridiplantae, Streptophyta, Magnoliopsida, Fabales, Fabaceae.
UUACGUAAAUGGUAAAUUGUACAGUUAGUUUAUGUUCUAUAUACGUGUUAUAUUCUUUAAUAGUCGAUAAAUUAAGAAACAAAAAUAAUGUUGCGAAAGGAUAAAGCGUCUACGACAGAUGUCCUAGUUCACUUCACUUUAUGGAUUGGGUAUCCAUAUCUCCAUCCUCAAGUGCAGAAAAAAAAAGUCACAGAAUUUAACUGUCAUAAUAGCGAUGCAAGUUGCAACAUGCUUGUUACAAAAGUAUCGCAUGAAGUGCUGCAUUUACCUCCAUCAUCAGAUAGGAAUAAUGUUUAUCCCAAACACCCCCUCGUUCAAUCAGAUUCUCUCUGUUCAUUUUCACACUGCAUGAAAAAAUAAAUCUUAUUAGAUAUACAAUCCAAAGACACAGAGACAAAAAACAAAAAAUAUUAAUCUUCACGCGGGAAUCUUCAUAAACAGCACAUGGCUAUCAGAAAAUGAAGCUUCUUUCCAACUUGAAGCCUUCCAAUUCGUCAAUUUCCCUUCUCUUCUUAUUCUCUAAUCUUCUAUAAAAGGACCAAACCGCAUAGCAUCCAUCGCUGUGGUGGCAUCACAAUUAAGAAGAAUUCAGAUAAUUUUCACUCUUCAACAAUAUCAUGGCUACCAUUUCACUCAGGCACAACCCUGAAGUGAACAACACUAACCAGCAACGUGAAAUCAUCGCCGAAGAGAUUCAAGGACUCAUCAGAGUCCACAGAGAUGGACGUGUAGAGAGGCCACAAAUUGUGCCCAGUGUCUCCUGCACAGAACGUGCCAAAGAUGUUGUUAUCAUCAACAGAGAGACCAACUUGAGGGCACGUGUUUAUGUGCCUUCAACGAGUUCUCACACAACAAAGCCUCUUCCUUUGGUUAUGUACUUCCACGGUGGUGGAUUCUGUGUCGGUUCUGCUGCUUGGAGCUGUUACCAUGAGUUCUUGACCAACCUCGCUUCCAAAGCAAACUGUGUCGUUCUCUCUGUGGAUUAUCGCCUAGCCCCAGAGAACCGUCUUCCUAUUGCAUACGAUGACGGUUUCAACGCUCUCGCGUGGGUGAAAAGAGAAGCACUGAACAUCUCCGCCGCGCAAAAAUGGUGGCUGAGUCACUGCGACAUGUCUUCCGUUUUCCUCGCCGGUGACAGUGCAGGUGCCAACAUAGCUUAUAAUGUGGCCACCCGCAUGGGAUCAUCAUCAUCAUCAUCAAACACCACGACACCGUUGUCUCUCAAGGGUGUCAUACUGAUCCAACCUUUCUUCGGAGGAGAAGAAAGAACUAGCUCCGAGAAGCACUUCCUUCAGCCACCCCACUCAGCGCUCACUUUAUCCGUUUCCGACACUUAUUGGCGCUUGGCGCUUCCUCUUGGAGCCACUCGUGACCACCCAUAUUGCAACCCUCUUGCGUAUGGCACGGUGAAAUUGAGAGAUUUGAGGAUUUCUUCCAUUAUGGUGUGCGUUUCAGAAAUGGAUAUACUGAGAGAUAGGAACUUGGAGUUCGCAAAAGCUUUGGGUAAAGCAGGGAAAAGGGUUGAAACAAUUGUUUUCAAAGGCGUAGGCCAUGCCUUCCAAGUUCUGCAUAAUUACCAGCUUUCACAUUCCCGAACCCAAGAAAUGAUAGCUCAUAUCAGAAACUUUGUUAACCAGUGACUCAUGUGUUUGAUGGUGGCGUUUUCUGUUAAUAUCUGUAGUUUGAGUAUCUAUAGUUUCAAAUUUCAAUCCGUUAUGUACAGAAGAUUUACAUAGAGUUUGAGAAAUAUUUGUAACACUGGAAUAUGAAA